Messenger RNA from Myotis lucifugus (little brown bat), 4879 nucleotides. It is a transcript of the gene SENP2, whose product is annotated as SUMO1/sentrin/SMT3 specific peptidase 2. Lineage: Eukaryota; Metazoa; Chordata; Mammalia; Chiroptera; Vespertilionidae. Gene Ontology annotation, cellular component: nucleus. Gene Ontology annotation, molecular function: deSUMOylase activity. The record is from RefSeq and is a predicted model, not a curated record. Gene Ontology annotation, biological process: protein desumoylation.
GCCCUGGGGACGUUGUAUGUGUGGGCCUGCCGCUCGCGUCACCAGUCGGCGACUGAGCCUUGGCUGUGGUGGCUGAGGCGGCGAAGGCGGCAGCGGCGGCGACAGCUCUGGGGUUUGCGUCUCGGGGUGUGUCGGCCGCCGCUGCUGCUUCGGCUUGGUAUGUACAAAUGGCUGGUUAGGAUUCUCGGCACCAUUUUCCGCUUCUGCGACCGGUCGGUGCCCCCUGCCCGGGCCCUGCUGAAGCGACGGCGCUCGAACAGCACUCUGUUUUCUACAGUGGACACUGAUGAAAUACCAGCCAAAAGACCAAGAUUAGAUUGCUUUAUUCACCAAGUGAAAAACAGUCUCUACAAUGCUGCCAGCUUGUUUGGAUUCCCAUUCCAGCUGACCACAAAGCCCAUGGUAGCUUCUGUAGCUCCUGCUUGUAACGGAACACGGAAUGCAGCUCCUUCAGGAGAGGUAUUUUCGAACUCUUCAUCUUGUGAACUGACAGGUUCCGGAUCCUGGAACAACAUGCUGAAACUGGGUAAUAAAUCUCCUAAUGGAAUAAGUGAUUAUCCAAAGAUCAGAGUGACAGUAACUCGAGAUCAGCCUCGCAGAGUCCUGCCUUCCUUUGGGUUUACUUUGAACUCAGACGGCUAUAAUAGAAGACCAGGUGGCCGCCGCCAUAGCAAAGGCAAUCCAGAGAGUUCCUUAAUGUGGAAACCUCAGGAACAGGUUGUAACAGAGAUGAUUAUUGAAGAGGGUGGCAAGGGUCUGAGGCGUCCCCAUUGUACUGUGGAGGAGUCUUUGCUUUUUGUGUUUCUAAGUUCUCAAAGAUGUCACAUGGAUACAUUAAAGACCAAAGGCUGGGGGGAAGAGCAAAGUCAUGGAGUCAGAACAACUCAGUUUGUUCCAAAACAAUAUAGAGCUGCUGAAACAAGGGGACCUCUAUGUCCAAUGAGGAGUGAAAAGAGGUGUUCAAAGGGUAGAAUUUCAGAUAUAGAGAAGACAGUUGGAAUUAGACUUGAAAAUGAAGGUAGGAGGGGACACCAGCUGGAACCUGACCUGUCCGAAGAAGUGUCAGCCCGACUCCGCCUGGGCAGUGGGAGCAAUGGCUUAUUCAGGAGGAAAAUGUCAACACUUGAGACAAAAGAAAAAAAUUGCUCAGGCAAAGAGAGAGAUAAAAGAACAGAUGAUCUUCUUGAGCUUACAGAGGACAUGGAAAAGGAAAUCAGUAACGCCCUGGGCCAUGGCCCACAGGAUGAGAUCCUAAGUAGUGCUUUCAAAUUGCGCAUCACUCGAGGGGACAUCCAGACCCUGAGGAACUUUCACUGGCUCAAUGAUGAAGUCAUUAAUUUUUACAUGAAUCUUCUCGUGGAAAGAAAUAAAAAACAAGGCUAUCCAGUACUUCAUGCAUUCAGUACUUUCUUCUAUCCCAAAUUAAAGUCUGGGGGUUACCAAGCAGUGAAAAGAUGGACCAAAGGGGUCAAUCUCUUUGAACAGGAACUAAUUCUGGUGCCUAUUCAUCGGAAGGUACAUUGGAGCCUGGUGGUGAUAGACCUAAGAAAAAGGUGUCUUAAAUAUCUGGAUUCUAUGGGACAGAAGGGCAACAGGAUCUGUGAAAUUCUCCUUCAGUAUUUGCAGGAUGAAAGUAAGACCAAAAGAAAUGUUGAUCUGAAUCUUUUAGAGUGGACGCACUACAGCAUGAAGCCACAUGAGAUUCCUCAACAGUUGAAUGGGAGUGAUUGUGGAAUGUUUACUUGUAAAUAUGCAGAUUAUAUGUCUAGGGACAAACCUAUCACAUUUACUCAGCACCAGAUGCCUCUCUUCCGGAAGAAGAUGGUGUGGGAAAUCCUUCAUCAGCAGUUGCUGUGAGAAUGCCUGGCCCAGUCCCUUAGCUGCUGGUGGUUCUUUCAUGGACAAACGUUUUCAUAUACCUCAUGCAUUGUGGGUUUAAAAGUCCCUGCAUCGCCUGUUCUCUCACAGGUACUGAGCUGUCAGACAUGCAUGAAGGCCCUGCACCCUAGUGUCCUGACUUGGUAUGCAGAGGGCUGCUUGCAACCUGUUUGUAAGACUGUGCCUGCUCAGAGCCUGGACUAUUCAACCCACAUAGGAACAAACGCUAAUUAAUACUUUUUUUAAAAAGAUUUUCCCCCCCCUGUGAAUGUGGAAAAUGCAGGAUUUAUUCUAUGAGCUGUUGUUUUCUGUGUUUGUUCACAUGUAUUCAUUUGCUCACUCAUUUGCAUACAUAAUGGGCAGUGGCUGUUUUCUGCUGCUCUUUUACAGUUAACUGAAUUGUUUGAACUAUUUAUUUCUGAAAAGACUGUUAAUCAAGCUGCCAUUCCCUGCUGAAGAUGUAGCGGGAAAGCAGUGGGGGUGGGAGGAAGGAAGUGUUAGUUGACUUCUCUGACAUUGGAGCAGUAACUGCCAACUUGAAGCGGGAGGUCUUUUUUUUUUUUUUUUUUUUUUUUUUGAGGUUUGAAAAUGCCAGGAGAAGCGCUGGGGUGUAGGGCUCUGAUUGCCUUUCAGGGAAGGCAGAGACUCCGGCACCAGCAUGGUGUCGGGAAAGUGGGACUGUGGCCAAGGGAUUUUGGCUGCCCAGGCAUCUUCCGAAGACUGUAAUGGUCUAGAGCAGUGGUUCUCAACCUUCUGGCCCUUUAAAUACAGUUCCUCAUGUUGUGACCCACCCAUAAAAUUAUUUUCGUUGCUACUUCAUAACUGUAAUGUUGCUACUGUUAUGAAACAUAAUGUAAAUAUCUGAUAUGCGGAUGGUCUUAGGAGACCCCUGUGAAAGGGUCGUUCGACCGCCAAAGGGGUCACGACCCACAGGUUGAGAACCCCUGGUCUAGAGACUUUUCCUUCUGGAAAUGAGGUGACCGCUGCUCUUGAAACUGGAUUUGAAGUAACUAAACCCUAAAUCUUCAUUUUUACCCCAGAUCUGGUUGAGGAUAAACCUCAGAAUUGUAAGGGCUGGCCUGAGCUGUUUAUUUCAAAAGGGUCUAUUCAGCUUAAAGCUAUUUUUCCUCAACGUGUUUUUUUUUUCUAUAUAGAAAGCUGAAAUUAAGUUUUGUAUUCAUUAGGAUUUACAUUCCCCCCACCCCCCAUUCCACCCUAAGGAAAAUUGUGGAAGAAAAUUUAGUACUUGGCUCUGAGGUUAGAAUAAUCUAUUUUGCAUAUGAAAGUUUGUAUUUAACUUUUUUGUUCAUUAAAAAAUUUACAGUGGUUAUGCAUUUUUAAUUUCAGAAAGUUUAGAAUUGGUCAAAACAUAUUUUGCAAGAUCUAGUGCCUAGUGUUGCUUUUUCAAUGUAAUAAAAGGUUGCCUGGCAGAACCUGAAAAGUAUAUGCUGAAAUGAUUUCUGACCCUUUCCCUACUAAACUCCCAAACUUUUCCUGGUACACAAAAGCAAGAGGUAAAACCAGAAAAUGCGGGCAUGUGUUAGCUAUGAAUGAACAUGUCUGCCCCUGGAGGGCCCGGGCUGCUGCUCAGAGGCGCGAGAUUGCAGCCAGUUUCCCUGAGACAUGUGAACGUCUAGGUGUGGGACCUGGGGCUUGUGAUGUGGAUUAAACUGCUGCAUCUACUUGAUGGGCAAACCAGAGGACGUGUGCUUAGGUGGUGAUUAAAGAAUGAGCCAGCUGUGCCACAUCUCCCUCAGACUCAGGCUGCACAGAACCCUUCCUGCAGCUUCGGUUCCUUCCCUGGGGCUGCUGGAGUGGGGCCAGUGAGCACUGGGAUCGAGCAUCUGGCACAGCCGAAAAAGAGAUUGCCUGGGUAGCAUUAUACUGAAAACCUGGUUCCCACUUAGCGCUAGUAAGUUCUCCUGGGAAUGUAGUACCUUGGUGAAUGUUUGUUCCAUGUGGGGUAAAUCCUGUCAGGAAUGGCAGUCUGUGUUCUGCCCAUAUAAGUGAGGCUGGGGGUUAAUGUAUUUGUAUUACAUUCUAAGCAUCUUACUGAGGGGCUUCAUAGAGCAGCUGUUUCCCAGGACAUAAGAGCAGAGUUAGAGAAUGGCGUUCUACAUAACCCAGACUUCCGGAAGUUAAUGUGAGAUACUCAGGCUUCUCUAGGCACUGACCAUGUCUGUCUUGAUGCAGAGAAAUUUGUUGGUAACAGAAUUUUUUUAUCUUAACAGUUUAUGAUAAAAGCAAUCAGGUGAUAAAAAGUUAAUGAUUUUAUCAACAUAUAUCAAUAGUGAAAUUACCAAUAUUAAAGUCAUUGAGAUGAUAUAUAUUUAUUAGAGCAGUUUGAGGGUCUGAAAAAAGGUAGAGUGAACCUUUUUUAGUAGGCAAUCUCCAAAAAAUUGAUUAAAGUAGAAAAAAUAAACCACUGUUGAUAAGCAGAUGUCUUUGUCAUGUUUGACCUUGUACCAGAGUUGGGAUGCAGAUGAGGGGAAAGGCUUGGGGCGUGUGGAAGAUGUCUGGAGGGCCCCAUAUUCUACCUCAGUUCCCUAGGCUGCUAGACUUCCUGUCUUUUCCUCCUCCGAACUGUGAAGCACAGCUUGCCCUGCCCAAUGGUCAUCGUUUGCCUGCAUGUUGAGUUGCUUGGUGCUGGGACCAAGGUGUGGGUGUGGGGAGAAUGUGUCCUUGGAGAUAUGUUGAACUUCUGAUACAAUAAAUAAACAAGGUAAUUUAAGUAAUAACAUUAGUACUGUAGUGCAGCUACAUUGUUUAAAUUGGCUUUUGUGAACUAAUUGAGAAUCUAAAUUCUUUAUGGUAGUUUGAGAAAAACUUUAAGGAACCAGUAUUUAAACUUUUGGUACUUGUUUUUAAGUUGGAGAUCUAGCUUACUAUGUUCCUUUGAUAAUUUUUUAAUUUAAAUUUACCAAAUAUAUACAAGGAAAGGGUUUGGGUGUUUGAAAUAGGUGUUCAUUUUAUCUAUUCCCCAAUAAAUUAAUCUCUUUAA